Messenger RNA from Arctia plantaginis, 1512 nucleotides. The record is from the annotation of a GenBank genome assembly. Lineage: Eukaryota; Metazoa; Arthropoda; Insecta; Lepidoptera; Erebidae.
AUGGCGAAGAAACUUCAAAUGUGCGGUACUGAGGAGGAGAUGAGAGAAGUGGCCGCCAAGAUCUGCAGGAACUAUUUGCAUGGUGCAUGGAAGAACGUCGACCCAAAUGAAAUGUAUUUCUCAAAAGUCAAUGGAGGGCUGUCCAACUUCCUGUACCUGGUUGGUUUACCUGAAGAUCCCCGUAAGGUGCCCAGCUACCAUAUCCGCGAGAGCAGCCCAGAGGACGAAGACAAAUGUGAGCUGAAGAGUCCGAGUUUCGUUUUAGAAGAGCCUCACAAGAACCUGAAUGUGUUAUUAUUUUAUUCUUUGAGCGUCGAGAAGCACAAAAAAUGUGUUAUUAGUCUUAUCUCAGGACUAGUGUCCGCCAUAAACGGGUUCCGGAGAUCAGGCUGCGCCGCAACCAUCCGUCGUCUCGUUGGAGGCUGGCCACUCAUACGGGAAAAGGUAUUACUCCGAAUCUACGGGCAAGUUCACGGUGAACGAGCAAUGGAUGCUAUCGUCACUGAAUCGGUGAUAUUCACAUUGCUAUCCGAAAGGAAACUGGGACCCAGACUGUACGGAGUAUUCUCUGGUGGCAGAAUUGAGGAGUACAUACCAGCUCGUCCCCUCCUCCCCAAAGAGCUAGCUGAUCCAGCUAUCUCAAUGAAGAUCGCUGAGAAGAUGGCUGCCAUCCACUCCCUGGAACUACCCCUAUCCAAAGAUCCGAACUGGAUCUGGAAGAACUGUUAUAAAUGGCUGAAGACAGUCAAGGAAGAUCAAGCAAGUGGAGGCCUCAAGGGCAAGAAUCCAGAAGAGGAGCGCAUUAUCAAAAUGAUGGGUGCUGUCGACUUUGACAAAGAACUCAAAUGGCUGAAGAAGUUCCUCGCCACGGUUGAUUCUCCAGUUGUGUUCUGUCACAACGAUAUGCAACAAGGUAACAUACUGAUCUUCGAUGACAUGGGGACAACGAACCAAUCAGACACCGGUGAAGGGGUGGAAGAUAAGGAUCUCUCCAGCUUCGAGGAUGCCAACACAUCAGAUAGCAUACUGAGCAGGAUGUCAGAUUCUGGAGAACCAAGAAUGGUGUUCAUAGAUUAUGAAUAUUGCGCAUACAACUACAGAGGCUUCGAUUUGGCCAACCAUUUCCAGGAGUGGGCUCUGGAUUAUUCCAAUCCAGUACACCCUUUCUAUCAUUUCAAUGAAGAUGAUUUUCCAACGUUGGAACAGAAGGAAAUUUUCAUCAAAGAGUAUCUAAAGCAUUACCACGCCAAUCUGUCAGACAAUAAGGAGCUCAACCCCCCCACAGUGGACCAGGUCAACCAGUUGCUGUACGAAGUGGAGGCGUACGCCCUCAGCAGCCACCUAUUAUGGACGCUGUGGUCUUGUGUCAAUGCUCCAAAGAGUCAAAUUCCAUUUGGAUAUUGGGAAUACGGUCAAACCAGACUAGACAUGUACUACAGGCUUAAACAGGAGGUAAUCAAGAAAGGGAAUGGCGUCGCACAAAAAAGAAAAAUUUGUGAAGUGGACAUAUGA